UUCCGCCGAGGAGAAACUCAAGAUUUGCAUCGGUUGGCGCUAUUUCGAGCUCACGUGAAGAUGGAUCUGCCAAAUAUCCUGCUCGGCACUCUGGCUCUGCUCCUUGUAGGCGGGGAUCUCUUCACCAGAGCCAUGCUGAGUGACAUUGGGGACUAUGUCGGUACCGACAUUGAAAUCUCCUGGUUGCCGAACCUGGAUGAGCUCAUGAAGGGCUAUGCCCGAAACUUUCGCCCGGGCAUCGGAGGCCCCCCCGUGAACGUGGCGAUGGCGAUUGAAGUGGCCAGCAUCGAUCACAUCUCCGAAGCCAACAUGGAGUACACCAUGACCGUGUUCCUGAGGCAGAGCUGGCACGAUGACCGCCUGUCCUACAACCACACCAACAAGACGCUGGGAUUGGACAGCCGCUUCGUAGACAAGCUUUGGCUGCCCGACACCUUCAUCGUCAACGCCAAAUCGGCUUGGUUUCACGACGUGACCGUGGAGAACAAACUGAUCCGCCUGCAGCCCAACGGCGUCAUUCUAUACAGCAGCCGAAUUACCUCAACGGUGGCAUGUGACAUGGACCUGACAAAGUACCCCAUGGACGAACAGGAGUGCAUGCUUGACCUGGAAAGUUAUGGUUACUCCUCAGAGGAUAUCGUGUACCACUGGUCGGAAAGCCAGCGGCACAUCCACGGCUUGGACAAACUGGAGCUGUCACAGUUCACCAUCACAGACUAUCGCUUUGUCACGGAGAUGAUGAAUUUCAAAUCUGCGGGAAGAUUUCCAAGACUGAGCCUUCGCUUCCAGCUAAGACGUAACCGAGGCGUGUACAUCAUCCAGUCAUAUAUGCCUUCCAUAUUACUGGUCGCCAUGUCAUGGGUGUCCUUUUGGAUCAGCCAAUCGGCGGUCCCUGCUCGUGUAUCCUUAGGUAUCACGACGGUUCUGACCAUGACCACGUUGAUGGUGAGCGCCCGCUCCUCCCUGCCUCGCGCAUCAGCCAUCAAGGCGCUGGACGUCUACUUCUGGAUCUGCUACGUGUUCGUGUUCGCCGCACUCAUCGAGUACGCCUUCGCUCAUUACAAUGCUGACUACAGACUUAAAGAGAAAGCCAAGGUGAAGGCCAACAAGCUCGGUUCUGAGUCCAUCGUGAAGAACGGCAAGCAGGCCAUGGUUCUGUUCUCCCUGUCGGUCACCGGUAUGAACCAAGGCGUGGUCAUUUCCAAUCGCCACAGCCGAGCGCAGCGCUCCAGCAGCGAGAUCCCGGGGGAGGCCGUCUCCGAAGAGUCCGAGUCCAGGAGGAGGUCCGGACAGAUGAAAGAUAGCGAGGAAGAAAAGAAGUGCUGCUCCAAGUGCGUCUGCAAGCCCAUCGACGCCGACACCAUCGACAUCUACGCCAGGGCCGUCUUCCCUUUCACCUUCGCCGUGGUCAAUGUCAUCUACUGGGUGGCGUACACCAUGUGA
This is a messenger RNA of Syngnathoides biaculeatus (alligator pipefish), 1443 nucleotides long. It is a transcript of the gene gabrd, whose product is annotated as gamma-aminobutyric acid type A receptor subunit delta. The record is from RefSeq and is a predicted model, not a curated record. Gene Ontology annotation, biological process: nervous system process; regulation of membrane potential; chemical synaptic transmission. The transcript has 9 exons. Bases 61 to 1443 code for a protein of 460 amino acids. Gene Ontology annotation, molecular function: extracellular ligand-gated monoatomic ion channel activity; GABA-A receptor activity; neurotransmitter receptor activity. Lineage: Eukaryota; Metazoa; Chordata; Actinopteri; Syngnathiformes; Syngnathidae. Gene Ontology annotation, cellular component: synapse; GABA-A receptor complex; neuron projection.